AUAACGUCACGAAAUCGCCCGCCGCAUAGCUAUUUAAGCACACAGAUACGUUUUAGAACAAUACCACUGCUGCAGAAGUUGCCGUCCGCACAUCGCAUCAACAAGUACACUGUAAUAUGAGUGACGAGGAAAUUGCGAGGGUUGUUUUCGGCGAGGCGAGAGGCGAGCCGUACCAAGGUCAGCUGGGCGUGGCUUAUACCAUUUUUAAUCGUUCUCGCCACCCGGGUUACCUCAACUCACCAAGGGACCUACUUUACGAGCGGGCGACCGACGGACGUCACAAGUAUGAGACCCUCGACGAUGCAGGUCACACGCAAGCCUGGAGCAAGGCAAAACAGACGCGCAAUGACGAGUACACGAGUGCCAUGAGGGCUGCUCAGGCCGCUAGGUCAGGGUCAGAGCCUGAUCCUACAAGAGGUGCCACGGAUUUCGCCUCGAAACAGAAUUGGCCUUCUGUUAGCGAUAAUCAGUACUGGCGGGCUACGAAUAAAACGCAGAUCGGCAACCAGUGGUUCGUGGGACGAGAAAAGAAAUAAGAGCUUACACCGAGUAUCAUGUAAUUAUCAACUCUGACUUGAUACCGUUAUGUACUUAUUCAGUGUAGACAAUACAUGUUUAUUCGUGUUUUUUCUCUUUUUUAUCCGGCGAAUGUUGACUGAUUUAAAAUAUGCUGUAUUCACAAUAGACAUUCAUUUAUAUGUACAAUUUCUGAACUGUUAUAACGUCAAAUAUUCAAUAUAUACCAGUAUGAUUGUGUUUUACCACAAAAUGUUUACUAAAUGUCUUUCUUGUUUUCAAAACUAAUUUGAUAUCGUGAAUGAAAUAUUAGUAUAUACACACGGCAGCGUAUUUAAUCUUCUCUUUUUCAAUCUCAGACUAUUUAUGAAUUUCAUACUUAAGGGGUUAAUAAAAGAGCAUCGUUGCAUAA
Messenger RNA from Dreissena polymorpha, 928 nucleotides. RefSeq lists its product as uncharacterized. The transcript has 2 exons. Bases 117 to 536 code for a protein of 139 amino acids. NCBI's taxonomy places the organism in Eukaryota, Metazoa, Mollusca, Bivalvia, Myida, Dreissenidae. The record is from RefSeq and is a predicted model, not a curated record. Gene Ontology annotation, molecular function: hydrolase activity.